UCAUCAACCGACGACACCAGUGAACGGUAGAUGGCAGAAUGCUUUGGAUUUUACCGCGAAAAACAUCCGCGUGGUAGAGAAGAAAUACAAAGCGCCAGAUCACAGUAAACUCAGCUGUCCCACGUGACACUUUAUAAACAGAACCAAAAACAAGCGAGAUGUCAGCGAACAGUUGUGUCACAUCUAUCCGGCUUGAUUCCCUCAAGCAAGCUGACAAUCCACAGAUCCACUUGUUGCCUUGUGAAAUAGAGCAUAACGGACCUGCUGAAGUCUUCAAGUUCUUUAAUCCCACUGUGAAGGAACACAAACACGAAACGACAGUGUCUUUCAGAGGUCGGGGGCUGACGGGUCAGGAAUUGCAUUGCCCACAAGGAUAUAAAGGACUAGUGCUAAAAGAGGUCCAGAAGCCUGCAUCUGAUCAAGAGGAUCGAGUAGUGAAAGUUUCUUCAGUGUUCCAUCAUUUCACAUACUGGAAUUUGGAGACUCCUCCCACAUCUGAUGAUGGAGUUGUGAUGGCGAUGGCAUGGCCUCAGCUAGCAGAGGCAAUGCAUGGACCAGUGGACGACUGAUAAUGGACACUGUUUUAUUGUGGAGAUCUGCUUCUCAAGUACAUUGUUACAGUUAAACAAAUGUGAAAAUGAAUCUUUGUUGGAAGACCGAAUUAGUAACUUACUGUGUUGUUGUAUUAACCACCAUUUUACCAAAUAUCACAAUGCAACUUUAUUAACUAUUAAAAGUCUUGUUUUAUUGUU
Messenger RNA from Onychostoma macrolepis, 752 nucleotides. RefSeq names its product ribonuclease H2, subunit C (gene rnaseh2c). Gene Ontology annotation, biological process: RNA catabolic process. The coding region runs from base 159 to 569 and encodes 136 amino acids. The record is from RefSeq and is a predicted model, not a curated record. Lineage: Eukaryota; Metazoa; Chordata; Actinopteri; Cypriniformes; Cyprinidae. Gene Ontology annotation, cellular component: ribonuclease H2 complex. The transcript is spliced from 5 exons.